ACAACUCAAAUCAUUCUUCUCCUAAAUAGGUUCUACUUCCUCAGCUGAUCUCAUAAUCUUUUCAAUUUGUACUCCAUCCCCAAUGGCUUCUCAUGUUCUUUUGCUAGGGCUCUUGGCUGUAAGUUGUUCCAUUGCCCUAACAUCUGCUGAAAGCCCUCUUCAAGACUUCUGUGUUGCAGAUCUUACGAGCACCGUUGUAGUGAAUGGCUUUGUUUGCAUAGACCCGAGUCUCGUAGAUGCAAACAAUUUCUUAUUCAGCGGGUUGCAAAUAAAAGGGAACACAACGAAUGCACUUGGAUCAGCGGUUUCACUAGUAACAGUUUCGCAAUUGCCCGGACUUAAUACACUUGGCAUCGCCAUGGCCCGUAUUGACUAUGCACGGGGGGGCGUCAUCCCUCCCCAUACACAUCCACGAGCCACUGAAAUCUUUACUGUUAUCAAAGGCACUAUCGAUGUCGGGUUUGUCACCUCGGCAAAUAUUCUCCUAACUAAGGUACUUAAUGAGGGCGAUGUGUACGUGUUUCCCCAGGGUCUAGUGCACUAUCAGCGUAAUGUUGGCCAUGGUCAUGCAGUUGCUAUCGUAGGCUUAAGUAGCGAAAAUCCCGGUCUGAUUGUCAUUCCUAAUAAUUUGUUUGGGUCGAAACCAGCAAUCCCUACUGAUGUUCUCGAAAAGUCAUUCCAAGUGAGUAAGACUGUAGUUGAGGGUAUCGAGUCUAAGCUCUGAGGAAUGAUGUGAAACUACUUGAAGAAUUAGGUACGAUAUCAAAGCCAAGUGUUGAUGAACAAACGUCUUGUUUAAGUUUCCUUUUCAGCAUUUCAAGUUGUAAUUUAGUAUGAAAAAAAAAUGUUAUUCGUUGGUUGUAUACCAAAUAUUAAUAAAAUUGUACGUUACAUGCUUUUGUUAUUUUGAAUA
Rhododendron vialii is the source of this 913-nucleotide messenger RNA. Its product is annotated as putative germin-like protein 2-1. The record is from RefSeq and is a predicted model, not a curated record. The coding region runs from base 83 to 724 and encodes 213 amino acids. Gene Ontology annotation, molecular function: manganese ion binding. The transcript has 2 exons. Gene Ontology annotation, cellular component: cell wall. Lineage: Eukaryota; Viridiplantae; Streptophyta; Magnoliopsida; Ericales; Ericaceae.